AUGGUUGGAAACGCGUUGUGUGAUUUAGGGGUGAGCAUAAAUCUAAUGUCCUUGUCGAUCGUUAAGAAGUUGGAUAUCGGCAAUGCAAGACCAACAACGAUCACACUACAGUUGGCCGAUAGAUCGAUAACGCAUUAUGAGGGUAAGAUAGAGGAUGUACUCGUGCAAGUGGACAAGUUUAUAUUCCCGGUGGACUUUGUUAUAUUUGAUUACGAAUCUGACAGAGAAGUACCUAUCAUCUUGGGUCACCCAUUCCUAGCAACAGGGCGAGCACUGAUAGAUGUGCAAAAAGGAGAACUGACCAUCAAGGUCGACGAUCAGGAAGUAAAGUUCAACGUUUUUUAA
This is a messenger RNA of Benincasa hispida (wax gourd), 345 nucleotides long. The record is from RefSeq and is a predicted model, not a curated record. Lineage: Eukaryota; Viridiplantae; Streptophyta; Magnoliopsida; Cucurbitales; Cucurbitaceae.